CAUAGAUCAUAACACACGUUUGGGUCAAGUGCGCGUAAUGGAGAGGUCCGUCAGAUCCGUGCUGGUGUUCGUGGCUGUUUCCAUCCUCAUCUCCUGCCAACCUACAGACGCCUGGUACAAGCAGUCGACCGGUCCGAGCUAUUAUUCCGUAGGCAGAGCCUCGGGUUUGCUGUCCGGGAUCCGGAGGUCUCCGUAUGUGCGAAGAUCCGAGACAGAAUCAGCGCUGGACAGCAGCGAGACCCCCGGCGUCUCCAACAGCGUGAUAACCGACUUUACCAGCAGACAAACUCCAGUCCUUAAAAACAUGGCCAUUUGCGUAAAGGACAUUUCUCCCAACCUGCAGAGCUGCGAGUUGGUUCAGGACGGUUCGAGCACGUUUCGGUGCAAAGCAGAUGUGUUCCUCUCCCUCGAUUCACUGGACUGCUUCAGUUCCUGAACAGAACGCAUCUUUCUCCCUCCCCAACCCAAAGUUUCUUCCAUUUCAGGAGUAUUUACAGCCAAAGCAGUGAAGCACACUGUUGACAUUGAAUGUUUACUUGAUUUACACCAGGGAUGAUCAGUCCUGAUCACAGAGAUCUACUUAAUUUACAACCCCGCACUAAUUAUUUGACCGACGCGCUGCUAUAAAAAUAUUAACAAAUAAUUUUCGCUAUUGCCGAUACUUUCGUUCGAAAGCCGAUAAUAUAAAUCUACACUGUUUAACUUCCUUAAAACGGUUCACUAAAGCUCCGAUUUACAAUUUUACAUGCUUCGUGAAAUCACGCAUCGAAAUAUUAUAAUGUACGGUAGAACAUAUGGAUAACCAUUCAGUUGCUAGAUAUUUUGGAAACGGGACACAAAAAGUUUAGCUACUGUUUGAAUUUUAAAAUAUAUAUGUUUCCAGCCUAUAGCAUACCGACGCCGAUAUAUAAAAAAAACACGCAUAUUGGCAGAUACCGAUAAAAUUAACCCCAAUUCACGCAAGCGACGCAAUAAAGCUAAAACAAUCCAUUUCAAAUCAAUAAAGCUGUUAUCUAAAGUCCAAAUCGAGUCGAAUUCAAAGAGGCUCUGUCGCUUUCAUUGUAGACAUGUUUUAAAGACUUUAAAGGUGCUGUAAGUGAUUUUUUCAUGGAAAGGUAUGCAAAAAAUGUUCCUACUCCCUGAAAGAUAUUUAUGAAAUGAGUGUUGUUAGAUAUCUCACCGGUCUCUGUGACAGCUCUAGACUCUGUAAACCGCAAACAAAAAUGUGUCCGCGGACAAUGACGCUUUCUGCCUGUCAAUCAUUUUGCGCGUUCUCUUAGUGUUGUCAUUGCAGCGAAUUAUUGAGGCUUAAUGCCAUAUUCUGGUUUAUAAUUUGUCAGUCGAAGGCGUUAUUUCGCUACUGUUGUGUUUGACAAGAGUGGGAACAGGCUUUGUGUCGGUGUCAUUUUGGAAAGAGGGGGCGUGGCUAAAUCAGUCUGGUGAAGUUAGAACUUAAAAUCGCUCACUGCACCUUUAAUUAGUGGUUUCAGGUGUGCUUGAUAAGCUUAGACAUUUGAUUUAAAUUCGGUAGAAAAGUAGAUCUCCAUAAGCAGCACUGAGCACCCCUGGUUCACACAAUGUGAAGUCUGCUGCUU
This is a messenger RNA of Myxocyprinus asiaticus (Chinese sucker), 1595 nucleotides long. RefSeq names its product neuropeptide B-like. The record is from RefSeq and is a predicted model, not a curated record. Gene Ontology annotation, molecular function: G protein-coupled receptor binding. Bases 38 to 436 code for a protein of 132 amino acids. Gene Ontology annotation, biological process: feeding behavior; G protein-coupled receptor signaling pathway. Lineage: Eukaryota; Metazoa; Chordata; Actinopteri; Cypriniformes; Catostomidae. The transcript has 2 exons.